Messenger RNA from Dentiscutata heterogama, 336 nucleotides. NCBI's taxonomy places the organism in Eukaryota, Fungi, Glomeromycota, Glomeromycetes, Diversisporales, Gigasporaceae. The record is from the annotation of a GenBank genome assembly.
AGAUCUAUGCCUGCAAAUUUAGGUCAUCGCACAAAUCUUUUAAAUGAGGAAGAACAAGCUAACUCUAAUACUUCUAUGCAAAUACCAACAAUUGAAGAAAAUGAUCAUCAUAUUCUUGAUUUGUUAUUAAACGAAAGUUUCAGCGAGGUUGAAUUGGGUUUAGAUCAACCUUUAACUAAAUAUACCUCCGAAGAGAAAAAUUCAAGUAGCAAUAAUAAUGAUAUCGAAACUAUUGAUCAGUCAAGAGAAAUAAUCGAUGAUUUGCAAGACCUGGAAGAAUCUUUAGUCUCAAAUGAAAAAGAAGAAAUAAAUAAUGUGUUGAUAUCACAGCGCUAG